Messenger RNA from Hemisphaericaspora subhashii, 351 nucleotides. RefSeq lists its product as uncharacterized. The record is from RefSeq and is a predicted model, not a curated record. The transcript has a single exon. The coding region runs from base 1 to 351 and encodes 116 amino acids. NCBI's taxonomy places the organism in Eukaryota, Fungi, Ascomycota, Pichiomycetes, Serinales, Debaryomycetaceae.
AUGUUCAGAAAUCUCAUAUCUAAACAAAGAAGUGUUUCUUUAGUACCGUUACUAAGACAAAAACCUCAGCAAGCCACAUUCACAUCUGCCUUGCGUGCCUUUUCCACCGAACCACCUAUGGGAGAUUAUGAACAAAAGAUAUAUAAUAUCUUAGCUACAGAAUUCCAACCUAAGAAUCUACAAGUCAAAGAUGUUUCAGGAGGAUGUGGAUCUAUGUUUGCUAUCUUGGUUGAAAGUGAGAAAUUCAAAGGAAUUCCUAUGAUUAAACAACAUAGAUUAGUUAAUGAGUUAUUAAAGGAUGAAAUUAAACAAUGGCAUGGUUUACAAUUACAAACUAAAGUAGCGAAAUAG